This is a messenger RNA of Dictyostelium discoideum AX4, 456 nucleotides long. RefSeq lists its product as hypothetical. The coding region runs from base 1 to 456 and encodes 151 amino acids. Gene Ontology annotation, molecular function: calcium ion binding. The transcript has 4 exons. NCBI's taxonomy places the organism in Eukaryota, Evosea, Eumycetozoa, Dictyosteliales, Dictyosteliaceae. Gene Ontology annotation, cellular component: centrosome; nucleus. The record is from RefSeq and is a predicted model, not a curated record.
AUGAAAACUAAAACGUGUAAAAAUUUAAUUUCAAACGAACAAAUCCAAGAAGUACAAGAAGUUUAUGAUACUUUUAAAUGUAGAAAUGGAGAAAUGGAUAAAAUUAAUAUACAAUAUGGAUUUAGAGCGUUAGGUGUUAGAUUAGGAGAAGAAGAGGUUGAAAAGAUAUUUAAAAAUCAACAAUACAUUAAUUUUAAUUCAUUUUUAGAUAUUGUUACACCAUUAAUCUAUAAAAUUGAUGUCUAUGCAUCAUUUGAACAGGCAUUUAGUUUAUUUGAUAGAGAUGGCUCUGGUUAUAUUACAUUUGAUGAUUUAAAAACAGUUGCUAUUAAUUUAGGUGAAGCAAGAUCAGAUUCAAAAUUGUACAAUAUGAUAAAACGUGCAGAUUUAAAUGGGGAUAAAAAAAUUAGUAAAAUAGAAUUUAUCCAAUUAUUAUAUUGGAAAAAGAUAUAUUGA